AUGGGCACUGAUAGGCGGCACUGAUGGGCACUGAUAGGCAGCACUAAAGGGCACUGAUAGGCACCAAUGAGGAGUGACAUUCAGGGGUGGGCUGACAACUCAUGGGGCCCCCAGGGCAAUAGGGGAUCAUGGGGCCCCUGUGUCCUUGCCCAAACUCAAAAAAGCCUACGAAAAAGGUACCAGGGGCAUCUCAUGGGGCCCCCUACUGACCCCAGGCCCUUGGGCAGUGUCCCAGUUUCCAAAUGGUCAGUCUGUCCCUGGUGACGUUGCAUCCACGCAUGUCA
This is a messenger RNA of Staurois parvus, 284 nucleotides long. The record is from the annotation of a GenBank genome assembly. NCBI's taxonomy places the organism in Eukaryota, Metazoa, Chordata, Amphibia, Anura, Ranidae.